UGGUAUUGAGCAUUAUCUCCAUGUGGUCCAAGGAAAGGGAGCUGCAAGCUCUUCUGGAAGAAAUCUCCAGCAUUACACACUUCUGUUGUAUAGCUCAUAAUGCCUGUACAAUUAAAUGUUAAUGUUGGGAAAAUGAAAGAAUUAUUCUUUAAGCUUUUGCAGUGUUUUGUGCCCGUGAAACUGUUUUAUGUGCUCUGAAAGUGGCAAAAAAGGCAGGCAUUUUUACUGGUUUCUCAGAGUGAAUUACACUGAUAUUCUUUUUGAAAUACGCCCAUGGCCACGUGUUCAAUGUCUGUUCUUCAAAUAAGAAAAUGUCUCAGGUCAGGGACAUUUGUAGGUUAUGGUUUAAUUAAUGAUUAUUCUGGUCCAUAUGACUGACCUACCAUCACUAGCUCCUGUUUUGAAAUGUGAUGUUUAUGCAGUUUUAUUUUGCAAUGUUUUAGCACAAGUUUCAAGGGCCCCAGCAUGUGGAAACAAUGUGACAGUGCUUUAAAGUCAGGCGGGCGGGCGGGCGGCACACUCAUAAAGAAAGGGGCAAAGCUAGGAAGAUCUGCUUCUGUUUCAAGGGCUUCCUUUGUUUUUCUGUUUCAACAGCCCCUUAAAAUGUGUGAUGCAUAUUGUAAGCAGUCGAAGGAGAUUUUGGUGCUAACAAAUGGAUGACUGACAUUUUUCUGUGUGGCUAAGAGGCGGCAGUACCUGUCCAAAGAUCACUAUCGGUCCGUCCUUUUUGAAAAGCAGCACAACCACCCUGGUGGAUCAGAAUGUAUCUGACAAAGAGGCUCAGGGAAUAAAUGGAAAAACGCCAGCAAAACACUCAACUGCAAGUCCAAAGCCACAAGUGCCUCCAAAGCCAUUACAUCUGCAGAAUUCACCUCUGUCUGGUAUACACCAAAUCCCUAAGCAUAAAGCUUUAUCUAGUGCAGCACCCAGGAUGGAGGAAGUUAAACCUGCCUCUACUUCUUGUGUGUCAAAAGAAAAAUCCAGUAAAAUAUCAGAUCUCAUCAGUCGCUUUGAAGGAGGCAGCACAUUAUCAAAUUACGGUGAUUUAAAGAAAAAUCCAGCUAUGAACCUGAAUGCUCCCAGAAUCCCGGGAAGGCAUGGAUUGACCACCACACCUCAGCAAACACUCUUCUCCCAGCACCCGCCCCAGAGGCAGGGAAAUGAUCCCAAACCAACUCAGGGUGUACAGACUUGUGUGGCUAAUGGUGUAAUGGAGGCACAACACCAGGUGGAAGGUGAGGAGGAUAAAGUGGCCACUAUUAGCUCAGAUACUCCUAUGACUCCUAGUCAGACCUCUGAACCCUUGCUUGAUAUGAACUUAGUGAAUGGAGCAAGGGACGAAAGUACCACGGGCCCUGCCUCACCCACGACAAAUGACAGUGAUGGAAAUGCUUCUGACAGUAGCUGCAGGACUCCAAGUGUGGACCCAGCCCUCCCCCUGGAAGAAGGAAGGGCGGACACAGAAGCCCAGGGCCCAGAAGGGGGAAAUGAAGAAAGCCCCCAGGAACUGCAACAGCUGGAGCAGCACCAUGAGAUGAAGGAGACAAAUGAGCAAAAGCUUCACAACAUAGCCAAUGAACUUUUGCUUACAGAAAGAGCUUAUGUCAACCGACUUGACCUCUUAGAUCAGGUAUUUUAUUGCAAACUAUUGGAAGAGGCAAAUCGAGGCUCAUUUCCAGCAGAGAUGGUGAACAAAAUCUUUUCUAAUAUUUCAUCAAUAAAUGCCUUCCAUAGUAAAUUCCUAUUGCCAGAACUGGAGAAACGAAUGCAAGAAUGGGAAACUACCCCUAGAAUUGGUGACAUCCUUCAAAAAUUGGCGCCAUUUCUUAAGAUGUAUGGAGAAUAUGUGAAAGGAUUUGAUAAUGCGAUGGAAUUGGUUAAAAACAUGACUGAGCGCAUUCCCCAGUUCAAAUCAGUAGUUGAAGAAAUUCAGAAACAGAAGAUCUGUGGGAACUUGACCUUGCAGCACCACAUGCUUGAACCCGUUCAGCGGAUUCCCCGCUAUGAGAUGCUCCUUAAGGACUACCUGCGGAAAUUGCCCCCUGACUCUCCAGAUUGUAAUGAUGCUCAAAAAUCACUUGAAAUUAUAUCUACAGCAGCAAGCCAUUCCAAUAGUGCAAUAAGAAAAAUGGAGAACCUAAAGAAACUCUUAGAGAUUUAUGAAAUGUUGGGAGAAGAAGAAGACAUUGUAAAUCCAUCCAAUGAACUAAUAAAAGAAGGACAGAUCCUUAAACUAGCUGCCCGGAACACAUCAGCACAGGAACGCUACCUUUUCUUAUUCAACAACAUGUUGCUGUACUGUGUGCCAAGAUUCAGCCUCGUGGGCUCUAAAUUCACAGUUCGAACCAGGGUGGGCAUAGACGGAAUGCAAAUUGUAGAGACUCACAAUGAGGGAUAUCCGCACACUUUCCAGGUGUCUGGGAAAGAGAGAACACUGGAACUGCAAGCCAGUUCUGAACAAGACAAAGAAGAAUGGAUCAAGGCUCUUCAAGAGACUAUUGAUGCUUUCCAGCAGAGGCAUGAAACCUUCAGAAAUGCAAUUGCAAAGGAUUGUGACAUUCAAUCAGAGUUUUCUACUGCUGAGCUAGGGAAAAGAGCCCCAAGAUGGAUCCGAGAUAAUGAAGUAACGAUGUGUAUGAAAUGCAAAGAGCCUUUCAACGCACUGACAAGGAGAAGGCACCACUGUCGAGCAUGUGGACACGUGGUUUGUUGGAAAUGCUCUGAUUACAAAGCGCAAUUGGAAUAUGAUGGUGGUAAACUGAGCAAAGUUUGUAAAGACUGUUACCAGAUAAUAAGUGGAUUCGCAGACAGCGAAGAAAAGAAAAGAAAAGGCAUUUUAGAGAUUGAAUCAGCAGAAGUAUCUGGAAACAGUGUUUUAUGCAGCGUUCUGCAGUAUAUGGAGAAGUCAAAACCUUGGCAGAAAGCUUGGUGUGUGAUCCCCAAACAAGACCCCCUUGUGCUGUACAUGUAUGGUGCCCCCCAGGAUGUCAGGGCCCAGGCCACCAUUCCACUUCUGGGCUAUACUGUGGACGAUAUGCCAAGGAGCACAGAUCUGCCACACAGUUUCAAACUGACCCAAUCCAAGUCUGUGCACAGCUUUGCUGCGGACAGCGAGGAACUGAAACAGAAGUGGCUGAAAAUCAUCCAUCUAGCUGUCACAGGUGAGACGCCAGAUGGUCCUAACGAGCAUUCAGCUACCUUGGACGAUUAUCCUGAACCUAAAAAAACAUCCGAAUGCUGAACUCCAGUACCCACCACAGUGUGGGGGUCUCAAGAUUCACAGCUCAAGACAUUCCCAGCUCUCCUUGUUCGUCUCUUAGCACUUUAUGUUGGAAAUUAGAGGCUCAUAAAUGUAUCUGGUAGGGGACUAUUUUCCUAUGUUUAUGUACUCUUGGUGAAGUUAAUGUGCAGAGCCAUUCUACAGAUAAAAGUUGGAAAUAAUGUGAAAAAUGGAGCAUUUUUUAAUGAGCUAUUCCUUGAAUACGUACUUUUGUCAAAUGGUAUCAAUUGAUUGUAUCACUAUCAGGUUAGAAUAGGCCACUUUCAUUGAAGAAAUAUUUUCAUGUCUUCUCUUUCACAUGUAGGAACUGUAACAGUUUGAAAGAUGUACCUCCAUGUUGCCAAAAUAGAUUCAUGGUUUAAAAAAUUAUAAGGACAGCCCUGGUCGGUUCGGCUCAGUAGUUAAAGCGUUGGCCCACAGACCAAAGAGUCGCAGGUUCGAUUUCGG
Messenger RNA from Molossus molossus (Pallas's mastiff bat), 3727 nucleotides. RefSeq names its product FYVE, RhoGEF and PH domain containing 4 (gene FGD4). The transcript has 17 exons. Gene Ontology annotation, molecular function: metal ion binding; guanyl-nucleotide exchange factor activity. Lineage: Eukaryota; Metazoa; Chordata; Mammalia; Chiroptera; Molossidae. Gene Ontology annotation, cellular component: cytoplasm. Bases 932 to 3241 code for a protein of 769 amino acids. Gene Ontology annotation, biological process: cytoskeleton organization; filopodium assembly. The record is from RefSeq and is a predicted model, not a curated record.